CUCUAUACAAUAUAGACCUAUGCUUUUCAGGAAUCCAGAUCUAACAGGACUAGAACUAGAGCUGGUGUCGCAGGCCGGGCUCACGCCGUGAGCGCUCAGAAUCGCGACUGUCAGGCAGAUAGUAGAAGCAGCAGUGCAGGUGUAGAGCAUUCAUACGCUUCUACUUAUUUACGUAGGGUUACCCAGCAGCAAGUGGGCCAAAAGGACCGCAAUACUGUAAAGCGCGAAGGACGACGUUUCGAGGCUCCUUAACGCCAUAUUGCUUCAUUCAGAAGGCAACACCCAACGAAUCAAGCCGGAUUCCUUCCCCAGACGCCACGCCAUGCGUGGCUCGGGGUCUCCCGCCCGCCACUGGGUUCAGUGUGCGCUGGCAUGUGCGGUGGCCCUCCUCUCCGCCCACAGCGCCUUCGCGGGUCCGCUAGCGGGCACGCAAUUCCCCUUUGAACCGUGCCGGAAGACGCCCGGCAACAGCCGAUUCGACGUUUUCCUUAAAAACAACACGUACGACCCAAGCAGCCAGAGCAGCCAAGUCUGCGUCCAGUUUGAGGUGAAGCCAGCGGACGAGUGCGACCCCAUGGGCAACAGGUGCUGCGACACAUACUUCAACAAGUUCAAGUUCUAUCCUGGCCCCAACUGCCGCCGCGCCAUGAGCUCGGUGAAGCUCCAGCUGAGCGAUGGCAGCACGCAGACCCGCGGCUCCAUCUACUACGAGGACUCGGGCGACAGGUUCAUCGGAAAGAUCACUACGUUGCCGUUCAACCUGCAGAAUGCCAACGGGGCUGUGCUGUGCUGGACGCUGACGGCGCCUUGCCCCACCCUGUUUGAGUUCACGCACCCGGCCACCCGCGAUAAGGGGCUGUUUGAGAUCGCGCUGUACGACCACAAGAUGGACAACUAUGAGUGCUGCCCGCUGGCGGCGCUCCCCAACGGAGGCAACUACACCUUCCCGCCCUCGCCUCCUUCGGAGCCGCCGUCGCCGCCCAAGCCCCCCAGCCCCUCCCCGCCCAGCCCCCGCCCGCCUCCCUCUCCGGCACCCCCCAGCCCCUCCCCGCCCAGCCCCCGUCCACCUCCCUCUCCAGCACCCCCCAGCCCCUCGCCUCCGUCUCCCCGCCCGCCGUCCCCUUCUCCCUCCCCUUCACCUUCUCCCUCUCCCUCGCCUUCACCUUCGCCCUCCCCUUCACCUUCUCCCUCGCCUUCUCCCUCGCCUUCUCCCUCGCCCUCUCCUUCGCCUUCUCCAUCACCUUCUCCCUCGCCUUCUCCCUCGCCCUCUCCUUCGCCUUCUCCAUCACCUUCUCCCUCGCCGUCUCCUUCGCCCUCUCCUUCUCCAUCUCCCUCCCCUUCUCCUUCUCCUUCUCCCUCUCCUUCUCCUUCUCCUUCUCCUUCUCCCUCCCCUUCUCCCUCUCCUUCUCCCUCCCCUUCUCCAUCUCCUUCGCCCUCUCCCUCGCCCUCUCCCUCGCCUUCCCCCUCCCCUUCGCCCUCUCCCUCGCCUUCCCCCUCCCCUUCGCCCUCUCCCCGGCCCUCUACCCCCACCGGCGGCGCCGAAUACACUGGCCCCGCCGCCACCCUGUCUCGGGCCACCAGCCGCUACCAGGUGUUCCUGGCAAAGGCUGCGCCUUUCGACAUGGCGCGCGCGCGUUGCGGCCGCGGCGGCGGUGUGCUGGCGUCCCUGCCGUCCGCAUCGGAGUGGCAGUCGGUGGAGGCGCAGCUGCAGACCGCGAACAUCUACAGGGACGGCGCCACUCGCGCGGUGCUGUGGAUUGGUGUGGACCCGGUGUCGCUGGGCGUGUGGCUGGACGGCACCACCGUCAGCUCCUGGCCCGCAAACAGCGGCAGCCAGCAGGCGGGUAUGUGCUACGCUGCCAACUGCCCCAGCAACGGCCAGCCGUGCACCUGGGACGCCCUGCCGUGCGACAGCACCGCCGUUGACGGCUUCAUCUGCGAGAUUGACACGAACGCGGUGUCGUACGCGCUGGGUGUGCCCGAGACCGGCUCCACCUACGUGUACUCCAACACCACCAUCUUCUCCCGCUCCGCCGCCACGUUCUGCGGCCGCCUGGGCGGGCUGCUGUUCAGCGCCAACACCCAGGACGAGUUCAACCGCGUGGUGGCACCCAUUGUGAACGGCCAAGUGCCGGUCAAUACCAACCGCAACCCCAACGGCUCUGGCCCCGGCCGCUACCGAUACUGGCUGGGCAUUGCCGACGCCGAAGCCACCAAGUGGGUCGACGGCAGUGACGUUACGUUCUCGCGAUUCACGGAGACCGGCGCGCCGGGCUGCUAUGACAUUGAUUGCCCCGCCGGCCCGGGCGCGUCAGCAUCGCUCACGCCAGCGGAUUGCGUGUGGGAGCUGGCGACAGGUUGCCUGCGCCUGUACAACUUCAUUUGCGAAAUUCCAGGCGUGCUCGAGGGCCCGUCCGGGCCCCUGUAAGGAGCGCGGAUGGUAUGAGUAGUAGCGGGCAUGACUGGCUUUGUUUGAGAGUAGGCAGCGGCCCGACGUCUGGACGGCUUAUCUGCUAGCUGCAUGACUGAGCGGCGUGCAUUCGUGUUGCGCGCAUUGAUACGAGUUAAAACCGGAGCGCGUUGAACCAUUAAGAACGCCCGUUCCUCUAUUUCUCUCUUCAGCGCAUGCACUGCGGUUGUUUCUUUGUUUUUUUACACAUGGACGUACCGAGGAUUAUGGGGAUCUGUGGGCAUGUGAUGGUCUGCUGUUACGGUUGUGGUCGGGAAAUGUGCGUGCAGGGCGGUGUCGCGACGGACUUCGUUUCAGCGGCCUUUUAUUGGUUUCACCGGGGUACAGGGGGUUGUGACCCGAUUUGCGUGGGAGUUUGAGCUGCAUUUCUCGUGCGGCGUACCUCUUCCUUCAUCGUCUAGACGCGUAGCAGGGCUGUUUGGCGGCGGCCGAGUUGUUUUUGGUCUGCUGCGGUUGUAGGUUGUAGGUUGCAGGGCCGUAGCUGCCACGGCGUGUGUAUAGCGGUUUGUAGGGCAGCAGCGCAGGAUAGGUCCAGCUUAAUGAUAUUAUGAGACUUCUGAUGUCACACACGGACUAGACAGCACAGCACACACGUGCGCUGCACACACAUCGACAAAACACAAUCUUCCUCAACUGCCGUACCCGAGAAUACUCGGGAUGUGGGACGUGGCAUGGCUUCUUCCCCGUGGUGUAUGAUAAGUCGGACAUGCGCCUAAUUGCACAGUGCGCACUCUGUCUGCGUGUGCAUGCAUCGCACUGAUUCAUAAUCCAGGACGGUACGCUGAGCAUAUCAUCUGCAAGCAUGAGCCGGUGGGGGCAUUAUUGUUACAUAACUGCUCAAGGUGUCCUUGUAAGGACGCGAGUCC
Chlamydomonas reinhardtii is the source of this 3336-nucleotide messenger RNA. RefSeq lists its product as uncharacterized. The transcript is spliced from 13 exons. NCBI's taxonomy places the organism in Eukaryota, Viridiplantae, Chlorophyta, Chlorophyceae, Chlamydomonadales, Chlamydomonadaceae. The coding region runs from base 323 to 2428 and encodes 701 amino acids. The record is from RefSeq and is a predicted model, not a curated record.